AACUUCUAACUUCUAAGGUGCACAUGCACAUUGUAAAUUUCUCCGUCAGCAAAACUGCCUUCAAAAUUCUGAGCUCCUCCUCAAGAAUCUUUCGAGUUUAAACUGUAAUAAGCACAAGCUCAAAACUUGCAUGGAUCCAAGUGCUGGAAAACGAGCAAAAGCUUGAAAUUUGACUCCGAAAAUGUUCGCUCUUUCCAAUCAAAUUCCCAGAAACAACCACACCACUCUUCUUCCAUAUCUCAAUCUCCUUCCUCACAACCUCACCACCACCACCACCGCUCCACCACCACCACCACAAGACGAAACCUCCAUUGCCAACCUAGUCCUCAAAUCCGACCCACAAACCCUAACCACAGCCCUACAAAACCACCCAGUUCAAUGGACACCCGAAUUGGUCACCAGAGUCCUCAAACGCCUCUGGAACCAUGGUCCCAAAGCUCUCCAAUUCUUCAAAAUCCUCGAUCGCCACCACUCCUACACCCACUCCUCCGCCGCCUUCGACCACGCCGUCGACAUCGCCGCCCGAUUGCGCGACUACAAGACCCUCUGGACCCUCGUCGCUUCCAUGCAGACUCGCCGCCUCGGACCCACCCCCAAAACCUUCGCAAUCAUCACCGAAAGGUACGUGGCCUCUGGCAAACCCGAUCGAGCUGUUAAAAUUUUCUUGUCAAUGCACCAUCAUGGUUGUCCUCAGGAUUUGAAUUCGUUCAAUACUAUUCUUGAUGUUCUCUGCAAAUCUAAGCGUGUCGAAAAGGCUUAUUCGCUUUUGAAGAUUUUUAGGGGUAGAUUUAGGGCUGAUACUGUUAGUUAUAACAUAAUUGCAAAUGGGUUUUGUUUAAUUAAGAGAACGCCCAAGGCGUUGGAGGUUUUGAAGGAGAUGGUGGAGCGAGGAUUGAAUCCGAGUCUGAUUACGUAUAAUAUAUUGCUUAAAGGGUUUUUUAGGGCAGGUCAAAUUGAGGAAGCUUGGGAGUUUUUCUUGGAGAUGAAGAAUAGAAAAUGUGAGAUUGAUGUUGUUACUUAUACUACUGUGGUUCAUGGGUUUGGUGUUGUGGGUGAGGUAAAAAAGGCUCGAAAGGUGUUCGAUGAAAUGAUUGGCAAAGGUGUCCUUCCUUCGGUGGCAACGCAUAAUGCAUUAAUUCAGGUUUUGUGUAAGAAAGAUAGUGUAGAAAAUGCAAUUGUGGUAUUUGAGGAGAUGUUAAGGAAGGGUUAUGUGCCUAACUCGAUGACUUAUAAUGUGGUGAUUAGAGGAUUGUGUCAUGUGGGGAAAAUGGAUAUGGCUAUGGAAUAUGUGCAUAGAAUGAAGAAUGAUGAGUGUGAGCCAAAUGUUCAGACUUACAAUCUUGUGAUUCGUUAUUAUUGUGAAGCUGGAGAAAUUGACAAGGGUUUAGAAGUGUUUGAGAAAAUGGGAAGUGGGGAUUGUUUGCCCAAUUUAGAUACAUAUAAUAUUUUGAUAAGCGCGAUGUUUGUCAGGAAGAAAUCGGAUGAUUUGUUGGUGGCUGGGAAGUUGCUGAUAGAGAUGGUUAAUAGAGGGUAUCUGCCUCGGAAGUUCACUUUUAAUCGUGUCUUGAAUGGGCUUUUGCUUACUGGUAAUCAAGGUUUUGCAAAAGAAAUUUUGAGAUUGCAGAGCAAAUGUGGCCGGCUUCCUCGUCAGUUCAGAUUGUAAAUCACAUUUUGGCUAAGCUACUAUAAAAUAUUGCUUAACUCACGUCCUUUGUGUGAUUGUAAAAUGAUUCACCAUUCAAAAACAUUCAUAUGGUUGUUGAGGCUGUCCAGAUUUAUAUUGUUCACAAAAUGCUUCCAUUUGACAUUGAUGGCAUGAUAACAUUAUGCGAAUGUUGAAGCUCCUGAAUGCAGUUUGGAGUGUUAUUGCUUCUUCUCCCUUUGGAAUAGAAAUUUGAUUGGUCACCCAAUUUGUGACUUUAAAGCCUACUGUUUAAGUGCUUCACAGGAUGGAAUUGUUGUUAAGAAGAUAUCGCAAGGAAGAGGUUCAACAAUGGAGGCUAAACAAAACCAAGCCUUGUAACCCAAUCAAUUGAGGAAAAGUACGCUCAGAUUUGAAAAUUGGAGGCCUAGAUUUGAAAAUGUUGAGACUCUGAGAUGGGGAAUUUGAUUUUUCUGAGAGCCUAUUGGCUUUGGUCCAUGAUCAGUAGGAAUCACCUUUGAAGAUCAGAGCAAAUUAUACAAAUGAAUUUUGACCAAGCAGGAACUGGGGAUCAAAGUUCACGGUAGUUGGGGCCUCUUAGAAGAAUCCAUGACUUCAUUGUUGAUGUGAUCCUGAUGCAGUUUGGAGAAUGAGUGCUUGUUUUCCCUUUUGGUACGAAAUUUGAGUAGUCACCCAACUUGUGACUUCAAAUCCCCCCAUUCAAAGAGCGUCAAAGGAUAAAAUUGUUGUUAUGCAGAUCUCACAAGGAAGGUUGAACAAUGGAAGCUAAACCAAACCAAGCCUUGUGACCCAACAAUUGAGGAAAAGUGUGCCCAGAUUUAAAAAUUGGAGGCUCAGAUUUGAAAAUGGUAAGACUGAGAUGGGGGAUUUGAUUUUUCUGAAAGCCUAUUGGCUUUGGGUCAUGAUCAGUAGAAAAUUCCUUUGCAGAUUAGAGCAAAUGAUACAAAUGAAAACAUGUUGGUGAUUUGGUCAGAUUGAUAUUUCUCAUGCGUUGAUUACUAUUUCCAUCUCAUUUUUGCUGUUACCACUGUCAUCUAAUCUGAUACCAGCUAUUUGUCUGUCUUCCUAUGCUCUUUUUGGUUCCAUCAAACACAGAAUAAAUGACAAGGUUUCAAAAUCCCCUGAUAGUAUGUGUGUGUAUGUGAGGAGGUUUGAUUGAAUUUGGUACACUUUUUAGGUCUUUUCUAUUUGUUCAGUAAUGUUACUGAACAAAUAUGUUUAAUUGAUCAUGCCAAUUGCAUCAAUAUGUUUAUAAACUCCUGUGAUAGAGAGUGUGUGUGUGUGUGUGUGUGUGUGUGUGUGUGUGUGACAGAGAGAGGUUUUAGUGAUUUUGGUACUACUGAUGCAAGACAAGAUUUUAAAAGUUUCUAUAUUUUAAAUAUUUUUGAUAUAGUAUUUUAUUACGAAGCUUAUAAUUUUAGUAUAGAAUAUUCCAGAAUUAUUAGGUUUUUUAAUUUGGUUUGAUUUUAUUUUCCUAAUUUUAGGUUAUUUGCUUUGCAAGAAUUAAACUAGUUGAUUGUCUUCUAAUUUUUAGAUUUUUUGGUGUCCAAAAUUACUUGAACACCAAGUCUUAGGUUAUUGUAAAUACAUAUGUAAGUCUUGAGCAAAAUUAUAACUUUUGAUCAAUAAGUUUUUCUCUUCCUCGUGGAUUUAAGGUUUCAUAUUUCUUAUGGAUUCAAGACCCCCUUCAUCUACUAGAACAAUAUCUAAUUCUCGUGUGUAUUCCAAUGCGUCAUUCUUGGUCUUGGGUUUUUUUGAUUUGCUCACUAAUGUUACCUAAUGAUCAUAUCAAUUGUAUUGAUAUGUUUAUAAACUGAUGGGUGUUAACUUAUUGGCUGUCCACCAGUGCAUUUUGCAUGCAAGAAUAUAUGGAUUUUUCCAUCACAAGCACCAAAUGAACAAUGUGAUUGUGUUGUAUGAGAAAAUCUGAUGGAAAGAGAACUUUGAGGAAUUUGUCUGGCUCUAGAUACAUGCUUUGGUCUAGCUGAUUAUGGACUUGAUCGUCAUUGUCAUCAUCCUUCUCAACGUGAAUAGGUUUUUUGAAUUCUAUUGUACUAGAACAGUAAAACUACUUCUGAACUUUAGACACAUUGUGUUUGUGCUAUCUAGAUGAAAAUUAAAUAGGGUGUCCCACAAUGAUGAUAUUGACUGUAUGUUGUUAUGCAGCCUUGGGUAGAAUUCAAACCCAAAAGUUAGCUGUUGAAGUGAGGGUAUCCUCACGCUUAUAUAUUUAACAUUACUUUUGUUUGGUUUGGGAAUUGGCUUUUUUAGUGGCUUUUUGAUCUUUUACGAAAAAAGUAGAGAGAAUGGGUUGACUUUUUGUAGUGUUUUUUUGGCUUUUUGGCUAAAACUCCAGCUUCCCAAACAAGGCCAAGCAAUGUGGGACUUUGCUUCAUAGUUUCCCGUUCCUAUUAUUGAAGACUUGAGAGGUUUUCAUAUCUUGUCCUACAGGCUUUCUACAUUACUUAAGAGCAGUGGAAGGAUAUAGGGAGGACAGGGGAGGGGGCACCCCGUUUUUCCACUAGAAAAGGAUUGUGGAUCUCUGUCAUAAAGUUUUUGAUCUAUCAUCACCACCAUUACCAAAUCCAUAUAUGAAGAGAGAACAUUCCUUCAAUUGUUAUUCGUUACUUUUGCGUAUGCUAAUUGGUCUUAUACUCGAACUCAAUCCCAUCUUUGGAAAAAAAAAAAAUUAUGCACUUUGGAACUUAUACCUCAAUGAAAAUGAUUUGUGCAGUUGAUAUGCUCUAUUACAAACCCUAGAAAUCAUUAUUGGAAUUCAGGGAUUGGGAUUCUUGUGUGAACAGACCUGAGCCCUGGAUACUGUGACUUUUGGCUAUGAGCCAAAUGGGCACAUUU
Messenger RNA from Camellia sinensis, 4519 nucleotides. Lineage: Eukaryota; Viridiplantae; Streptophyta; Magnoliopsida; Ericales; Theaceae. The record is from RefSeq and is a predicted model, not a curated record.